AUGUGGAAAUCCACUCUCCCCACCUUGGUGGUCGACCUCCCCCUCCUGCAGACCGGCCAUUGUCUAAGCUGCCAAUUCCGCAACCCAGCAGUUCUCUCCCAGUUACGGGCCAAACCUUUUUCUCUGCGCCAAUAUUCCAGCAAAACCGAGAAGCCUAUCGACAAUAAAGACGCCGCCCCUGCUCCCGUGAAACGAACCAUAAAAAACGAGGGACACCGAUUCUCGACUGCCAUCGAAUUCAAACAGAACCCGGGUGGACCUCAGCCCGGUGACGCAGACUUCGUUCCUCCAACCUUGGACCGGCCCAUCGGUAGCCCGCAAGCGCCGCUAGAAGGACAGAACACAGGUAUUGACACGCGGUCGAUGCGCCAGCGGCGCGACGACUUCACCAACUAUGACCGACACAUCAAGCGGCGCAAGGAAUUGACAAAACAAGUCGCCAAGCCGUAUUUCCGCGAAUGGUCCAAUCUCCGCUUCGCCGAGGGCAAAACCUUUGUCUCGAACCCACGACUGUUCAAAGCUGAUAAAGCCCUUUACUUCCCAAACAUGCACGGCAUAACCCUUGCAGCACCCAAGGAUCCCCAGAACACGACGACGCAGCUCCGCGGCAGCAUCUCAGUCGUAAACUUGUUCUCAAGCUUGUGGGCCGAGAGCCAGGUUGCGACAUUUACGGGGCCGAAGCAGAACCCGGGACUCGUGGAGGCGCUGGCCAGCGGCGGAAGGCAUGUACAGAGGAUUGAUAUUAAUCUUGAGGAGAACCGGUUGAAGGCAUUCCUGAUAAAGACGUUCAUGUGGCGGAUGCGGCAGAAAUUGCCUGUGGAGCAGCAUUCGCGCUACUUCCUUGUGCAGAAGGGUUUCGAACAGGCACUCAAAGAGACGAUUGGCAUGAUGAAUUCCAAGGUCGGCUAUGUCUACCUGGUUGAUUCCGAGUGUCGCAUCCGCUGGGCGGGCAGUGGACCGGCUGAAGCGUCUGAAUUAGAGGGACUUAAUGCUGGUCUGCAGAAGCUUAUUGAGGAGAAGAAAGCCGCUCUCCGGGCGCAGGACCCAUCUCGCAGGUACUGA
This is a messenger RNA of Penicillium robsamsonii, 1062 nucleotides long. Its product is annotated as mitochondrial ATPase complex subunit ATP10. The record is from RefSeq and is a predicted model, not a curated record. Gene Ontology annotation, cellular component: mitochondrial inner membrane. The transcript has 2 exons. The coding region runs from base 1 to 1062 and encodes 353 amino acids. Lineage: Eukaryota; Fungi; Ascomycota; Eurotiomycetes; Eurotiales; Aspergillaceae. Gene Ontology annotation, biological process: mitochondrial proton-transporting ATP synthase complex assembly.